AUGACAUCGAAUAAUAAAGAAUUUGAUAGUUGGAGUGAUACUCCUCCUAAACAGGCUGAGGAAGAAAAAGGCUGGAGUGAACCGUCGAAAAAUUCCUCAAAGAAUGAGGACCGGAAAGGAAGUAAAGAUCGCGAACCAGAAGAUUUAGAUAAAUCUACUGAAAACGAAGGUUGGAGUUCAACAGUAGACAAACCUACUGAAAAUGAAGGCUGGGGUCCAGUAGAUAAAUCUAUUGAUAAAUCUAUUGAAAAUGAAGGUUGGGGCUCAGCAGUGGACAAACCUCCUGAAAAUGAAGGUUGGGGUUCAGUAGAUAAAUCCGUCGAAAAUGAAGGUUGGGGUUCAGCGAAUAGUAAUGGCUGGAACACUUCUACAACUGAUGAAUUCGCAAAGGAUUAUCAAAAACAAGACAAUCAAUCUCGUGGAAGACGUGGCGGCGGCCCCCGUGGAAGAGGGAGGGGAGGUCAACAAUACUCACGUAAUGACCGUGAAAAUUCUAGAAAUGAUUUUAGAGGAGAAUCAGAUUUUCGAGGUCAUAACCAACGGUCUACUUUCUCACGAAGUGGUAACAAUAAAUAUAAUGAUAAUAAUCGCGAGAAUGGUGGCAAGGAUGAAACUGUUGGUGAUAAAAAUCCGAAUGCGCAAAAAUCUGGAAACACUAAUGACAAUACACACACACCUAAGUCAGAAAAUACCCCUUACGUAAAUAAAGAUCGAGUUUUAUCCGGUGGGCGUGUCAGAGAGAAAGUUGACGAAGAAGAACUGGAAAAACGAAUGCAACGAAUUCGUCUUCAGAAUGAAAAGAUUAUAGAAAAACGAAAGAUGGUCGAAGAAGAUGAAGAAAGGUUUCAAGAGGAGGAGGAGAGAAGGAGACGAGACUUUCAAAAAAAACAGUUACAAGAACAACUCGAUAAUGAACGCGAAGAAAAUGCCAAACGUAAAAUUCAGAAUCGUGAUACACGAGAAUGGGAUAAGGAAAAGGAAGAAACUGGAUGGAGCUCUCCACGACAACAAAGAAAAAGCUCGGAAAUUCGUUAUUCUGCAAAUAAUCCUUACGUGAAGAAUGGGCCUGAGGGUCGCGGCAAUGAUAAUGACUAUGGAAAUCAUAGCAGAAGAGAUUCUCGAGGAAAUAAUGAUUAUGGUGGAUAUAAUUCACGUAAUAACGAAUCCGGAGGAUUUGGAUCAAGAAAUUAUCGCGGUGAUAGUAACGAGUAUCGACGAUCUGGACCAAGAAACAAUCGUGGUGAAAACAAUGAGUACGGUGGUUCAAGAGGUGGUUAUCGAGGAGGCGCUGGUGAAAACAAUGAGUACGGUGGUUCAAGAGGUGGUUAUCGAGGAGGCGCUGGUGACCGUGGGAGAGGGCGUGGAUCAGGUGGGAAUUUACGCAGACCUACAAGACGGUAUAGCGAUCAACAUCGAUCCAAUAAAUCUACAGAAGAAGGAGGCUUCGGUAGCGGCAAUAGUUGGGCAGAACAACAGGAACAGGAAGAAAUGUCAGGAAAAGCUAACCUUCCUUGGGAAUCAGAUGCAAACGAAGAUGCAGGAUGGGAUAAUUCUAGUGGCCGGAAUAAUUCCUCUGCCAAAAAAGAAGAAUGGGAAAAAGUGAUUUCCAAUCAAGAUGAUGGGUGGGGUAAAAAGGGUAAUCCGGAGGAACAUUGUGGUUGGGAUUAA
Molecule: messenger RNA, 1668 nt
Organism: Dentiscutata erythropus
Lineage: Eukaryota; Fungi; Glomeromycota; Glomeromycetes; Diversisporales; Gigasporaceae
Source: the annotation of a GenBank genome assembly